CUUUGUAGACCAGGUGCCUUCCUUUGCAUUCCUAAUGCUGUGGUUAAAGGGAUGUGCCUAGCUAAUGAAGCAAUUUUGUAUUUUGUUUAACUUCCAUUUCUCAUACUUAAAAUAGGUUGAUUUGGGAGCUGGAGGAUAAACCUGAGUGAGCGUGUGUAUGUGUGUGUGUGUAUAAAUGCUAAAAUAAAUUAAAAUGGUAUGAUAUUGGCUAUCUUACAUAUUUCAUCGAAAAUAAACUUCAGAGUCAUAUCUAUAUAAUGACCAUACAAUUUCAAUUAUCUGUAUAAUUUAUAUACUUACAAGAAGUUUUCAGACUACUGAUACCAGGAACUCCAUGAAUAUGGUCUCCAUGACUUGGUUGUUCAUUGUCUGUGACGAGCACCAAGCAUGUCCCUGACUCAAGGAAGUCAUCCUAGGAGACAAACGUUCACUCUCCCCAGUUCACGUCCCUUUUCUCUCAAGAGUAGUCACCUUCUUUACAACACAAGGAAGCUGGAUUUGAGGAAGACCUCAUGGGGUUUGUAAAACCAGUAAAUAUUUAUUGACAAAACAGUGUACAGAAGGCAGAAGAAGAAGCAAAAGUUUUUAUCUGGUUCUUUUCCUGAUGGUUCUAUGUUUGGUGUUUGCUGAAUAACUCAGAAGUAUUUAUAGGGCCUGUGAGGAAGCACCUCUAACAGGAUAAGAGGCAAAAGUCAUGCUUUCUCCCCAACAGCUUCCUUUGUUUGUCAUGACAAAAUAGGAUCAUGAAUACAGUUCAUCUCAACUGAGGUCUCUGUGAAAACUGAACAUGCUCAGAAGGCUGAGGAGACAAGGAAACCUGUUUUAAUAAACAUUCCCAUGACCCUGUUGUAAGCUUUCAGCUCCUAGUACCUUUCAAUAAAUGUUACCUAAACACAUACUCCUGUGUGGUUUGGGACAAAUGAUUUAGUCUCUUUAACACUGUUCCCUAGCUUAUGUAGUGAGCAGUUACCUUAUCCAGAAGAGAAUUGUGGUGAUCUUUGAUGUAAUUAUAUAAAAUAUUGAUCAGAGCAUCAAGCAUGCAAUACUCAAAAAAUACAUGUUAGUUUCACAGUUCUAUACCAACCAGCAAAUCCUUGGUUUAUUUUCGACUCUCCAUAAGGAAAUAGAGUUCUGAGCUACAGAAAAACAAUAGAAUUUCUUUGACUUCUUGAUAGCAAAUGCCAAGAUCUUAGCCUUGCAAGAUGGAAAGUCUUGGCUUUUUCUUCUUUUCUCUGUAGCUGGGAAUUCAGGGCUGAGCUUCUUGAUUGUAACUGUCUAUUUACAGAAACCAAGUGGAAACUAAUAAUUCAGAAACUAUCCAAACAUCAACCCUGUGCCUAGACUUUAGCAUUUUUCAUUUCUUAGCAUUGGAAAAGACAUAUUUAUUUAUUACUACAUCACACGCAGGUUUAGAGGGAACAUGUUUAAUGCCCUGCUAAACUAAACAUACACAGAAGGUGAAACCAACCACACUUUACCUAUAAGACCUCUUCUUCCUUAUUAGUUAUGUAUGAACCAUAUUUUGAAAUGAGAACAGUCCAGAUUCGACAACCAGAGCAUCCCAUCAUUCCAUCUCAAACACUGAACAUAAAACUCACUAAAUGGACGGAAUUCUCUGUACCCUAAGUCACAGCCAACUUAACCUUCCUGGCUCACAGAGCUGCAGUGAGGAAGUAAUUCCUAUGAUAGGACUUUAAAAUGUCUGUUAAGAGUGUAAUGAAUGAUAAACAAUAAAUAUUAUCUGAAACAAACAAGCGGCCAAGAACAGCAGCUCUACAUGUAGCAUAUGGAUCUUUUGUUGGGAGAAGCCAAUGAAUUGUAGAAAUUUGCCAGGAGUGGAAUGUCUUGAGAAAUACUGGAUCUAUCCAAGCUAUGGUUUCAGUGCUGAUAAAAUGAGAAGAGAAACUAGAAAUGAGUAGCAGUUGAUGGGGCUCUGGUUUCCGGAGUUAGUUGUGAUAUAAUUUGUUGUUGUGUUUCUUCCUCUUUUUUCCUCCUGGAAGAAUUUAGCAUAUGCAAAGGUUUAUUUGAAGUUCAGUCAUUCUGUUUUCAGAAUAGGAACUGCACAGAAAAUGUUGGCAGAAUGUGCUGGACGCUUUUCAUUUGUCCUUAAUGAUCCCACCUACCCUUUGUGUCUCAGGAAGCUAAAUACAAGUAAAUAGAAUAUAUUUUCUGGACAAACUCAGCCUCCAAGAGACAUGGAGACAUGGUCAGAUGUAUAAUUCAGACUCACUACACAUUUUGGUUUAGUAAGCUUUGAUGUUCUGCAUCCCAGACCCUAGCUCUAGUGAGGCAGAUCAGACCACAAAGUGCCAAUGUGCACCCUGUUUUUUGCUUUAGGUCACGGUUGACAUCAGUUCUACAAUGCAUGUUUUAUUACCAUGCCUUUGGCUUUAUUAUUAACCUUUCCUCAAACAGUAGUCUUAUUAUUGAGUUCCCUUACAUUACCUCGUGAGUGUGCCAUUUGUGAUGAAGAACAAUUGAUCUACUGAGACUCUAAAAUAAAAAAGAACAUGCAAUUUUGCAAGUAGUAUGGACUAUAAAUUACUGAGAAGUGACCUUUGGACGUAAGGACAAAAGGCCUAGAGAUAAAUGAUAUUUAAGGGAUCAAAUUUCUCAGUACCAAUGCUGUAUCAGAGGAUGUGAUGAAAAUGGUUAUCUGUCCAGUAAAUAACUGAUUCUUCCUCCAAGAGUAAAAUUACCUCUAGAUGCUGCUGCCCAAGCAAACUCAAUCUCCAUGACCAAUGUGGAAAUGCAAUGGAUAGGGGUGCUGUGGUUCAUAUCACUUCUAGGUCAUUGCUUUCAAGAUACAAGUGUGGGUUUGUCACCUCCUCUUUCCCUUCAACACAGCUCCAGCAUUCAAGAAUAUGGAAAUAACUCAGGCCUCGUCUGGGAGAGAGCUCUGUCAACCACAAUCCCUGGGGACAAACUACAAGGGAGAUCUAAACAAUCACAGUGUUGACUGGUAUUUUGAAGUUUACUUAUCUUAGCAGUCAGUAUUAUCCUAACCAAUAGACUGGUUGGAAAUGAAUUUAGGGAUUUAAUCCCUUCCACAUUUCCUUCUUUGGAAACCCAAAAGCUAUGUACAAGUUGGUUUGCCUAGAUUGGACUGACUUUAUCUUUGUUCCCUGAGUGAUCUUUGUGCUUCAUAUCCUACAUCAGACUGAAGUUCAUUCUGCGUAUCUCAUCUUCAGCAUCAGCUACUGUAAGGGAGUCAGAGCAACAGUAUAAUUUGACCAUAGCCAUUUUGAGUUAAGUACACUCUCAUUUCUUCCUUUAUCGAGUUAUGUUUAAGUUUAAGCUUUAAAGCUUCCACUUUCUGGAUGAUGAUGGGUGAUGUUCCUACCCUGCACCUUAAUCUCCAGUGCAUUUUACAGCUGUGAAAAAGUAGUCAGUUCUGUUUUCUGUACCAAUCUACUCCUAAUCGCGAGAGGAGGUCUUUCUGCCAGGCUUCUGUGUAGGCUGCUUUACUACUCCAAGCACCUUCAGCAUGCACGAAGAGGAGAUAUACAGCUCUCUUCAGUGGGAGAGUCCACCCUCAGAGGCCUCUCAGAAAUGUCUGUCUUCUAGCAAAUGUUCAGGAAUAUGCUGCGUCAUAACAGUGAUUUCCUGUGUGUUCUGUGUGGGCUUAUUAGCAACCUCCAUUUUCUUGGGCAUCAAGUUCUUCCAGGUGUCCUCUCUUGCAAUGAGUCAGCAGGAAAUACUCAUCCAGCAAGAAAAAGCAUUGCAGAACCUCACAGAGUGGCAGAGAAACUACACCCUGCAGAUGAAAAAUUGCCAAGCCUUGCAGCAAAGGUCUCCCCCUUCAGGUAAGAACUGUAGCCCUUGUCCACACAACUGGAUUCAGAAUGGACAAAGUUGUUACUAUGUUUCUCAAAUUUGGAAAAUAUGGAAUGGCAGCAAGGAAAAUUGUUCAAAGGAGGGCGCAAGACUCCUUCAAAUAGACAGCAAAGAAGAAAUGGAUUUUAUUGUCUGCAGCCUGUGGAAGCUCAGAAGAGGAGUUGAAUACUGGGUGGGAGUGUAUCAAGAGGGACUCAGCAGAUCUUGGUUCUGGCAAGAUGGUUCCUCUCCUCCCUCUGCCUGGUUGCCAACAGAGAAUCAGUCAUCAGUCAGCCAGACCUGUGGAUACCUCAAAGACCGUUCCCUCUUCUUGGCUAACUGCAGCAGCAGGAGAUACUUUAUCUGUGAGAAGAAUGUAUUCAGAUCCUGCAUCUGAAAGACAUCUCAAAGCCACCUCUGCUGCACAAAGCUUUGGAAGAAGUCAAAGAGCAAAUGUAAGAGAAGACUGGUGUGUAGGCCACGCAGGCAAACUGCUUUUAUUUUUACAUGUGGCAAUAUUCUUGAAUGCUUUGCAGAUUUCAGUUGAACUUAUUCAUUGCACUGAGGAGAAAAUUGAUUUAGAGCUACAGAAGACCUGACCCAUUGAGAACAAAGAAAAGAAAAUCAUUUCCUGUUUAUUUGGAAGCCCAAAAUGAUUAUCAAUACCACAAAGAAAUCUAGCCAUCAUUGUAGGAGUUUGCACAGUAACCCCUGAUUUGCUUUUUAAUAAAUAAAUUUACCACUAUACAUAACAA
Molecule: messenger RNA, 4571 nt
Organism: Arvicola amphibius (Eurasian water vole)
Lineage: Eukaryota; Metazoa; Chordata; Mammalia; Rodentia; Cricetidae
Gene: Clec9a
Product: C-type lectin domain containing 9A
Exons: 6
Coding region: 3488-4213 (241 amino acids)
Biological process (GO): receptor-mediated endocytosis
Cellular component (GO): cell surface; membrane
Source: RefSeq, a predicted model, not a curated record